UAAGAGGCGAAUAGAUGGCACCGCCAAAUUAAAGGUGCGUUCCGCGCCCUAUUCUGCAACGCUUUGCUGAUUGUAACAUUUGCUAGGUUUCUUCUAUAGUUUUGAUAAAGUGUAGACUGUAGUCUGCUUCCAUAUUUUGCCAUAACCAAAGCGGUGAGUUGCCUAACCAUAACGGCUGUUCAAAUUCAAAAUGAGGCUCCGUAGGCGCAUAGGGCAUUAUACACAGCUGAUUAUAAAUCAAGGUGUUUUCGAAUAGGUAAGCAAGUCCGAGGCUUGAUUGAUGACCGAUGUCCCUCGAGCUUCCCAUGGCAAUGUUAUAAUGAUUCAGUCUCUUCUUGUUGCCCUUAUGAUCACAAUUCACUCCAAACUACACGCAUCAUCAUUUUCACCCCAGAGCGACGAUGAUCACCAAGAUUUGAAAAAGGGCAACGAUUCUGCCAUCAAAAAGGAGUCAGACACCGACUCUUCGGCAUUAAUCACCAGCCAGCAUCCCGCCGCUCCACAGACACCGCAAGAGGGCAGUGAACCCAAGAACGAGCCGGAAAAAGAUCCCAAUAACAAAGAGCAGGUGGCGCAAGUCGAAAUCACGAAAGAAAUUCUUCAACGCUAUGUGGAACUAGAGAAGAAGACUCACGAGUUAGAAGACCAGAAUAUCGUCAAAAGUCUGAAGAUGAAGACCGAACAAUUGAAUGAAAUCAAACUCAACGUGGAGAUGUAUGAGAAACAGUAUGCACAAUGUGUGGAACAGACCAAAAAGGAAAAAGAUGAUGUCGACAAGAUGCAAGAGCCAUCAGUGAAAGAUUUCUUCAACGACCAAGCGGCAUUUGAUACCCAGCUCUCGAAGGAACAGGAAGAGUAUUUAGAGGCGCUAAAUAAACAAGAGGUGACAGAGAAAGCGCUCGACGGCGCCAAGAAACAGCAUGAGAAGGUCGCGGCAGAAGUGGCAGGGUUAAAGGUAGAAGCGGAAGAAUUGUAUGCGAUAUAUAAGGAACAAGAUGAAUUAUUAGCAAAACUCUUCGGAGGUAAAUACGGCAGUGACCUAGAAUACAAACUUGAGACGGAGCUCGAUAUGCUACUAGAUCGGAAACAGCGUAUAGGUGUCGCCAAGUACAAGUGGCAGAAUGGUCGCGUAUUACUCAAUCAUGCGUGUAACCAGUUGGCGUUUGCAUCGAAACGGUGGCAGGAUCUUCCUAAAGUUCAAGCGAACAAUACUCAAAUGAAAUACCAAGUUGCCACGGAAACCAGAAACAACCUCAUAGCGGCUAGUCAGAACAUCACGUCCGCCCAGCAGUAUCUCAACACGAUCCAGUUCCCAUAUUGCAAACCGGAAGAGAUUGCCACAUUAGAUAAAGCGGCGCAGAAUAUUUAUACAGAUAUGCAGACACCAGAAAGGCAGGCUCAUGCACUGCAGUGUUACAGUACGACGCAUAGAAGAAGUGCUGCACUGAUACAGUGGUUUGAUUAUGUCAUAUCAAGUACAAUCGUAAAGGAUAUGCACUCAGCCACAGUCGAUGUCAACAAGAAAGAGAAACAACUUCGAGACGAGAGGCUGAGAUUGAUCAAGGCGAAGGUUUCGGAGCAUCUUGAUGAAGAUGUGGAUGCACUUUUCCAGAGCAAUGAAGAAUACGAAGACCCGGUAGAGGCGGCAGACCGCGAAGUUGCCAUGAUGUUUGAAGCGGACGACGUGAGCGACAGUGGUGAUCUCCCAGGAGGCGACCCAGCCAUGCCUGAAGGCCUAGAGGCACCUGGAGCAGGCAUGAAAGCACCUACACCAAUGCCGCUCGAUCAGUUGGCACCUGCACCAGGUACCACAGACCUCUUUGGAAAUAUCGACGAACUGAAGAAACAGCACGAGCAAGAGAUUGAAGAAUUCAACCGAGCGCAAGAAAUGAACAAGGUCCGAAUGGAUCAGGGUCUCCAGGAGAAACUCAUGGCCAGACGCAGUCGUAGAGCUCGACAGACAGCUCAGCCACCAGCUGUCUAGGAAGCUAGGAUUAGCCUUAGAUUAGUUCUUUUGCUGCUGAAGUAAUUUUAAAGGGCACCGCACCCGGCCUGGGCGGUAGCGAAAUAGUUAAGUUAGCAGGCAUCAGCUCUCUUAGAAACAGGGGUCACAUGAACAUUAUCACAAAUCUGUACUAGAGAGCUGAAAUUUAUUACCUCCGCAGAUCCUACACAUUUCCACUUGUUCUCAGAUGAAAUAAUUCUGGGUUCAUUCUACCACUUGUCAGCAUGUGGUCUGUUGUUUAAGGUAUGUAAUAAAAUAUUGGCAAGUGUUGAGGCUUUUCUGUUUCAUAAUUCCGUCCUUUAAUCUUUUUUUGUUGUUGAGAUUUCUUCCAUGACAAGUGUUAAGGCUUCUCGGUUUCAUAAUUCCGUCUAUCAAUCUUUUUUUGUUGGUGAGAUUUCUUCCAUGACAAAUGAUGAGGCUUCUUUCUAUCAUAAUUCCAUCUAUCAAUCUUUUUUUGUUGGUGAGAUUUCUUCCAUUACAAAUGAUGAGGCUUCUUUCUAUCAUAAUUCCGUCUAUCAAUCUUUUUUUGUUGGUGAGAUUUCUUCCAUUACAAAUGAUGAGGCUUCUUUCUAUCAUAAUUCCGUCUAUCAAUCUUUUUUUGUUGGUGAGAUUUCUUCCAUUACAAAUGAUGAGGCUUCUUUCUAUCAUAAUUCCAUCUAUCAAUCUUUUUUUGUUGGUGAGAUUUCUUCCAUGACAAAUGAUGAGGCUUCUUUCUUUCAUAGUUCUAUCUAUCAAUCUUUUUUUGUUGGUGAGAUUUCUUCCAUGACAAAUGAUGAGGCUUCUUUCUUUCAUAAUUCCGUCUAUCAAUCUUUUUUGUUAGUGAGAUUUCUUCCAUGACAAAUGAUGACGUUUCUUUCUUUCAUAAUUCCGUCUAUCAAUCUUUUUUUUGGUGCGAUUUCUUCCAUGACAAAUGAUGAGGCUUCUUUGUUUCAUAAUUCCGUCUAUCAAUCUUUUUAUGUUGGUGCGAUUUCUUCCAUGACAAGUGAUGAGGCUCAUUUGUUUAAUAAUUCCGUCUAUCAAUCUUUUUUUUGUUGGUGAGAUUUCUUCCAUGGCAAGUGUUUACAUGUAGGUUUCUUAAUUUUAUAUCUACAAUUAAAUCUGUUUAAAAAUAUGUACAUGUACUGUUGAGAUAAUAUUUUAGUAUUUUUGUGUCCUUUGCCGACACUUUAGUCUAUAUAUAAUCCGAUAUUGUGUGCAACGUGGUGUAUAUAAUUUUGUGAAUACAAUGUAUUGUAGAAACCUCUUGUCUUGCAUGUCUUAGACUUUCUCUCAAAAGUUUUCGUUGUGCUGUGACAAGUGCUGCCAUCUAUGUACCUCUUACUACCAGUAAUAAAAACCAGUGUGCAUUCUUCAUAUUGUAGAUCAGAACUACAGUUUCUUGUACAAACUUUUGUAUGGAAAACCAAUGAAACAAGUUACAAUUUUUACUUUCAGGACCUAACGAGAUUUUUGUAUUAUACUGUGUGCAUUAUUUGUGUUAUAGAAGUACAGUUUAAGUUGUACAUACUUCCCUUUAAUAUGAAAACCAAUUAAGACAAUCUACACGUAUUUUCACUUUCAGGACCUGGCUAUAUUUUUGUAUUGUUUGCAUUAACGAGUUGAGAUUAAGAGUCCAAUAUUUUUCUACUAUGACAAACGUAUGAUAUCCGUCCUAUGCAAAACAGUGAUUAGUUUGUAAGUCUAUCUAAUAUAAAAAAGCGUUUUAAAGGGACGACUUGGGUGUGAGAUAUGUUGGUUUUGGUCACAAAAUGGCUUCCAGCUGGGCCUUGUCUUCUCCAAAUGGGAUCAUUGAAAAAUCAUUAACCUUAAUUGAAUAGUGCUCUAGUCUAGAACAGGAUGUAGCUGGAGAUCUGCCUGAAAUGCUCUUGAAAAGCCAACUCUAAACCCAUCUCGUAUCACUGGCAAAAUCAUUUUCAGAGGUCAGCAUAAUUACCGUAUGGUGGCAAACGGGCAUUAUCCUGCUGGCCAGACAGAUCACGGACCCCCAAGUUGUCCCUUUAAAAUGUAUAAUAAAUCUGAUAAACCUGUUCGUAAAUACAUGUACAUUGUACAUGUAAUCGUAGUUGUGUCUUGUAAAAGAAAUCAUGUUGGUGAUGGUGUAAAUUGAGGACGAUUUUCAACAUGGAGAAUCAAUUUCCAAGCUUGUUGAGAAACAGGCAGGCCUUCCAACCAGUCGAGCUGGCCUGUCUUGGGAAAGGAGAUGGUAUUUCAAUAAUGUUGGAAAAGCUGUGCCUAAUGUUCUUUUUUAAUCUUGAUACUUUAAGUACUGUCCCUUUUCUUGUAUCUUUGUAUGUACAGUGUUAUUUAACAAUCAUACACAUAUAUGAACUUAUGCCUUUGGUUACUGACAUAACUCUUGAGUAAGCACCAUAUCUCGCGCCUUGUCAAAGCGCAUGACCAGUGCAACCUGAAAACAAACGCUCUCAUACUCUGGCGCAGUGAUACUACCGUGGAACUUCCCUUAGCAGACACCUCUCUAAUGAGGACACCCUCUCUAUCAAGGACACUAGUUUUGGUCUUUGAAUUUAAUGUCCGUUGCUCUCCUAAUUAAAACCGAAUGUUUCGAUUUAUUAUCUUCACUGUGCAUCACAUUGCCAAGCUACUGUAUAUUCUGACAUUAAUUGCAGUCCAUUGAGUGGUUUGUCCCCUUGUGCUCUAAUUGCAAAGAAUAAAGUUUGAUGUGUAGUUUUUACUACAACUAAAAAGAUGUAUGCUGUCUAUGUAGCAUGUAGCGUACGAAGGCAACCUGCAUAUAUCAAUGUUGGCAAAUAGUAAUAGGGAAAGGCGUUGGUAGGAAUCUAGGAAAUAACAUUUCGGCAAUAUUUGGAGCAAAACCACUAAGAAUGGCUAAAUGAUAGACCCUAAAACCAUCCAAACGCGUGAUCAGUUUCAAACAGUCAAAGUGGUUGGUGCCCUACAUUGACUUUAAUACUAAAAGGAGGAUGGACUCUGAGACUGAUUUUGAGAAAGAUUACUUUAAAUUAAUGAAUAAUGCUUUCUACGGAAAGACUUGUGAAAACAUAAGGAACAGGAUGGAAAUUUAAUUGGUAUCUAGAUUACCUAGGUUCCUACCAACGCCUUUCCCUAUUACUGCAAAUUAACAUGACCCCCACCAGAAUUGCCAUAUGGUAUUAUAAAAAAAGUAAUUUAAAAUUCGCAUAUAAAUGGCAUCAAAUUAUUUGAAAUAGUUAAUCAAAAUCAAAAUGGAAUAUGUAAUACGUAGGCUUCACGACCAAGUGUUCACACACAUGAAUCCACUUUUUGGACAAUGAUGGCAUAACCUCCCUAAUAAGGACACCUUAUUGUCUGAUCGGAGACACAGACGUCUGUGUAUGUUCAGUGUUAUUAAA
Messenger RNA from Lineus longissimus, 5355 nucleotides. RefSeq names its product putative mediator of RNA polymerase II transcription subunit 26. Gene Ontology annotation, cellular component: cilium. The coding region runs from base 281 to 1984 and encodes 567 amino acids. The record is from RefSeq and is a predicted model, not a curated record. Lineage: Eukaryota; Metazoa; Nemertea; Pilidiophora; Heteronemertea; Lineidae. The transcript has 9 exons.